This is a messenger RNA of Williopsis jadinii, 1497 nucleotides long. It is a transcript of the gene RIO1, whose product is annotated as protein kinase RIO1. The record is from RefSeq and is a predicted model, not a curated record. The transcript has a single exon. NCBI's taxonomy places the organism in Eukaryota, Fungi, Ascomycota, Saccharomycetes, Phaffomycetales, Wickerhamomycetaceae. Gene Ontology annotation, biological process: maturation of SSU-rRNA; protein phosphorylation. Gene Ontology annotation, molecular function: ATP binding; protein serine/threonine kinase activity. The annotation marks the transcript as partial. Gene Ontology annotation, cellular component: cytosol; preribosome, small subunit precursor.
GUCUAUAUACUGGUCGAGACAUAAUUGAAUUGGUAUUAGAAUGAGUGACCUUGACAUCAAAGAAGACCUGGAAGACCUGGACUUGAGCGAUGACUCGGACUACACGAGCUUUGACGAAGACGAUGUUGAAGAAGGGGGAAGUGGAGGCGCACAGGCCACUGGUAAUAACGUCACGCAUAACCAGAUAAAGGAUAAACAACAGAUUCUAAGCAGAUUCUCCGAUAAGAUCAAGACAGAUGAGCUGAACUUCAAACAGAAACAGCUGUCGAAGGACAAAUCUGACCGAGCUACCGUGGAGAACGUGCUGGACCCAAGAACCAUAAGGUUUAUCUGCUCGUUGAUGAAGAAAGGGACGAUUACAAAGAUCAACGGUUGUUUGAGCACAGGUAAGGAGGCCAACGUGUACCACGCAGAGGAUGAGGUCAAUGGCAAAGAGUAUGCUGUGAAGGUUUACAAGACCUCCAUUUUGGUUUUCAAAGAUAGAGAGAGGUAUGUCGAUGGUGAGUUCAGAUUCAGAAACUCCAGAUCUCAACAUAACCCCAGAAAGAUGAUUAAAGUAUGGGCCGAGAAAGAGUUCAGAAACUUGAAAAGAUUGCACAACUCUGGAUUGAACGCACCAGAACCUAUUGCAUUGAAGAGCCAUGUUCUAGUAAUGGAGUUCCUCACAAGAGGUGAUGGGUUCCCUUCUCCAAAGCUCAGAGACCACCCAUUCCAAGAUUUAGAUGAAGUCACACAUUAUUAUCAUGAGAUGGUGUAUGCGAUAAGGUAUAUGUUCCAAAAGUGUCGCCUCGUCCAUGCUGAUUUGUCAGAGUACAACUCAAUUGUUCACCAAGGUGAACUGUAUAUCUUUGAUGUUUCACAGAGUGUUGAACCAGAGCAUCCCAUGAGUUUGGAUUUCCUCAGAAUGGAUGUCAAGAAUAUAAACGACUUCUUUAUGAGACAAGGAAUUGACGUUAUACCGGAAAGACUUAUCUUCAAAUUUGUUAUUUCAGAUUCAAAAUUGUUGGGUUUUGAAACAGACUCGAAGGAAGAGUGGCUUGAAUAUAUACAAAAGAUGCCAUUAAAAUCUAACGAUCCUCGGGAGAUUGAAAAUGAUGAAAUAUUCAGAUCUUUACAUUUGGUUAGAUCUCUGAACCAUCUGGAAGAGAGGGACUUCCAAAAAUUUACGGAAGGUAAGAUUGAUACCAUGAAGCAACUUGUUAGUGGUGGAAACAAUUCUGCUGCUCGCGAAGAGGAUGAGGACGAAGAAGGCGAGGUUGAUGAAGAUGAAUCCGAGGAAUCUGAUAGUGACUAUGACUCUGAUGAGAGUGAGUACGAUUCUGAAGAUGAAGAAGGAGUUGUCAAGGAGAAGAGAAAGAAGGAAAAGCCAUUGGUUGGUAAAAAACACGAGGAUAAAGAAGACAAGAAACUGAGAAAACAACAAGCUAAAGAGGAUGCUCGGGAAAGAAGAAAGACCAAAGUUAAGAAACACGUAAAGAAGAAACUACUCAAGAAACG